AUGGCAACCAAAUCUGAUGCGCCGGCUCCGCAGCCGAAAGAGAUGAAGGUGCUCUCACUGGGCAUGACAAGGACGGGUUCUGCAUCCAUCACGCAAGCCCUCACGAUACUGGGCUACGACGGUGUUCACCACGGCAUCCAGGCUAUCUCCUCCCCCCGCGAGUGGACUCUCUUCUCCGCCGCCGCAGACUCGACCUUCCCCACCCUGCCAACUUACACCGGCGCGCCCUUUCCCCGCGAAAGUUGGGAUUCGCUCUUCGGUAAAUACGAAGCCGUCACCGAUAUGGGCUCCUUCUUUGCCGUGCAGCUCAUCCAGGCGUACCCAGAAGCGAAGGUCAUCCUUGUCGAGCGGGACGUGGACAGCUGGUUCCAGAGCAUGGAUGAGGCCAUCUUCAAGACGACAUGGGGGUGGCGCGCGGAUCUCAUCAUUGACUACCUUGGCCCCCGCUGGGGAUUGGCGGGUGGACAAACCCUGAGGAAGAUCCUUCUGGGAUUCUACGGGGUACGCAACGUCAACGAGAUGAGAGCCAUCGCCAAGGAGAGGUACAAGAGGCACUAUGCUGAGGUGCGUGCUGCGGUGCCGAAAGAGAGGUUAUUGGAGUUCAACCUUAAGGAGGGCUGGGAGCCGCUGUGCAAUUUCCUUGGCAAAGAGGUCCCAGAGGGAGUCGCGUUUCCCGUGGCGAACAAGAGACAGGAGCACCUUGAUCGUGUGAGGACGAGGCAGAACCGCUUCUUCAAGCUGGCGAUCUUCGUGGGUCUGCGAAAGACGUUGCCUUGGGUGUUGGGAGUUGGUGCUGUGGCGGCUGGUGUCUAUUUGACCAAGCCAAAGUGGGCGUUGGAUGUGUUCGAGAACGCCCUUAAGACUAUCCAGACUCAUCUGAGAUCUCUGAACUUGUAA
This is a messenger RNA of Colletotrichum chrysophilum, 897 nucleotides long. RefSeq lists its product as uncharacterized. Lineage: Eukaryota; Fungi; Ascomycota; Sordariomycetes; Glomerellales; Glomerellaceae. The record is from RefSeq and is a predicted model, not a curated record. Bases 1 to 897 code for a protein of 298 amino acids. The transcript has 2 exons.